UCCAAUUUAACUCUAGAAUAAGAUUUGCUUUUGCUGCUAAGGAAUGGACAUUCAACAGGUCAUGUUGUUGUUUUCAAUCUCUCAGAUGACCAUCCAAGGACCUAACAACACUCUUUCAUAAUCCAUCGCGCAUAUAGAAGGCAAGACAUGAUCUUCAGGCAAAGAAGUGACUUUCAGGCAGAGAAAAGCAGAACUGAAACUUCAGUACCUGAUUCUUACUUUCAUUUUCCUUCUCUACAGUUAGGUGCUUCUCUUCUGAAGCUGUGGGAUGUAUAACCCUUUGCCAUCUUUCAUGAUUCAAAUCCUAAGUUUAGUUUCUCUGGCACAGAGGAAAAAUGGCUAUCGCAUAGCAUUAUUCACCUUCCUUCACCAAAGCAGGUCAGCUGCAUGAACAUCCUACAUGUGCAACUGUAGACAUGGAGAAGAGCAAAUGGUUCGUCAUCAUUGUGGCACUCCUUACAGACAACGCUGUCUCAGCAAAUUUUGACGUCACCUCUCCCCAGAGCAUAACAGGGCUUGUUGGCCAGGACAUAGUCUUUCCCUGCCAAAUCUCUUCCACAAAGCCGCUGGACAGUAUUGAAGUGCAGUGGAAGAAAAUCACAGCGGGACAAAUAGAGAAUGUCCACCUAUACAAACAACAGAGUGGUGACACGCCAGGGCCAAAUUAUCGUGGGCGAACUGCAUUGCCAAAGGAUGGAUUUGCCGCUGGGAAAGUGCCUCUAAUACUGAAGAGAGUCAAACCAGAAGAUGAGGGAACAUAUAGCUGUAUCGUGAAGUCCAGGGACUGGAGUGCUGAUGCAACCACCUUGCUCAGCAUUGCAGCUAACGGCAAAAUAUCCCUCGAAAUAUUGGGUCCUGAAGGGCAAGGGGUCAAGCUGGCCUGCAGAUCACAUGGAUGGUUCCCCAAACCUGUCGUCCAGUGGGUUACUCGGAAUGAGCAGAACCUUUCUUCUGACACUGCAAUACACAAGGACAGUGAGCAACUCUUCAAUGUGCUGAGUCAAAUCACAGUUACAGGAGAGAAAAUGGGGGAAGUCACCUGUCAAAUCCUGAACACCUUGGUGCAGACGAAAGAGGAGACUAGCAUCCGUCUCUCAAGUGCUGCUUUUCCACGAACAUCUCCCUGGUUGUCUGCCUUCUGGAUAUUAUUUACCUUAUUUCUCCUCUUAGUUGCUGCCAGUGCUUUUAUGGUCUUUAAAGCAAGACAGAGGACUUCUAAGGAAAAAGCUGAAGAAGAAAAAGAGAAGUUAAAGACACAAGCCUUUCAGGAGCUGCAGGAUCAGUGUGAGUUCAGAAAUGCUCGAAGCUACAUGGUGCCCAUCACCUUGGAUACAGUGUGGAAACACCCUGAACUCACUGUUUCCUCUGACCAGAGAACGGUCCAGCACAAGUCUUCAGCCCAGGAGCCAGCUGUUGAGCAUCAGCUCCCCAUCGUGCUGGCAAAGGAGGGCUUUGACUCUGGGCGGUGGUACUGGGAGGUGCGGUUGUGUGAUGGGCUGGACUGGGAGGUGGGAGUGCUGACAGAGGCCAUGAGGAUGAACCUGAAAGGCGGAAGCUGGCAAGACCUCCCUAAGCACGGCGUCUGGUCACUGAAGAGGGUAAAGGGGGAUUUUUGGCCUGAAGAGGCCAAUGCUGUGAUACAGGCAAGAACUGAAAAACCAGCAAUGGUUGGGGUGGACCUGGACCUUUCACAGAGCACACUCUCCUUUUAUGACGUUGCAGUUGCAGCCCCUAUCUUGAAAAUUCCCAUUGAAGGGUCAACAAGGUUGUAUCCAUUCCUAAGGCCAGGCCUCGGUGAGGCAGGAGAGAAUGGGAAACCCCUCAGCAUCAACAACAACACAGACUGGGAUUGCCCGCAAACAUUUAAGAAAACUAUGAGAUAGGCAAAAGCCAGCUGAGCUGUAGUAAAUCCUCCAGUCACCAUGGAGAGGGAGAAGAGAGAGUGCAAGAGAGCAGCCAGAGCAGGACAGUGUUGGCUCCAAUCUGUUGGCGCCAAUCAAACUCUGGUGGUGAGAGUCAGGCAGGCUUGGACUGAGGGAUUCAGGAGGGCCGCAAGGUAGAGCUGUGCAUGACCUCUGCAGUGCAAUGCCCCCCUUGCCUCCAGAGAAGAGCCAUCAGGAGCCAUCAACCUGGACAAAGGACACUCACAGCCUCUGCAGCUACCCAUCUUCCCAUUUUCACUGUUCCCUGGUGUUUGUACUCCAUGUCUCUCUUCAUUAAAUGGGAAGUGAAAUAUGAA
This is a messenger RNA of Dromaius novaehollandiae (emu), 2239 nucleotides long. Its product is annotated as butyrophilin subfamily 3 member A2-like. The transcript is spliced from 9 exons. The coding region runs from base 417 to 1883 and encodes 488 amino acids. Gene Ontology annotation, molecular function: signaling receptor binding. Gene Ontology annotation, cellular component: external side of plasma membrane. Gene Ontology annotation, biological process: regulation of cytokine production; T cell receptor signaling pathway. The record is from RefSeq and is a predicted model, not a curated record. Lineage: Eukaryota; Metazoa; Chordata; Aves; Casuariiformes; Dromaiidae.